AUGAUGCUCCACUCAUUUAUCCUCGUUGCAACAGCGGCAGUUGGUAUCAUUGGCUCUCCUCUGUCCCACAGUGCCGAACCCUGGGGCUUCUUCACGAAUAACACCAUCUACCAACCGAAGGGUAAUGAAUCUUUAUUUUACCCCCGCUACGUGGAACUGCAGGAUGGCAGCAUCCUCGCUACCACCUCGCUCAGAGGCCCUUCACCUGGUUACUUGCCCAUCUUCAAGUCAAAGGACGGCGGCGCUUCGUGGAAGCAGAUCUCGAACAUACAAGACACCGCCAAUGGCUGGGGUCUCUAUGUACAGCCGGCGCUCACAGAGCUGACGGAGCCCAUGGGUGGCUACGACGCUGGCACUAUCCUGGGCAGUGGCAAUAGCUGGGGACCGAAUGCGACAAGGAUUGAUCUCUACGCGAGUAGAGAUGGAGCGCGGACCUGGGAAUUCGUCAGUCAUAUCGCUGAGGGCGGCAAGGCGAAUACCACGAACGGUGCGACUCCUAUCUGGGAACCUUAUUUACUGCAAUACAAGGGCCAGUUAGUAGCCUACUACUCUGACCAACGAGACCCUCUCCACGGCCAGAAACUAGCCCAUCAAACCUCAACGGACCUGAAGAACUGGGGCCCCGUCGUCAAUGAUGUAGCCUACGAUGAAUACCUUGCGCGUCCCGGCAUGACGGUUGUCGACUACAUCCCACCCCUAAAGAAAUGGAUCCUCGUACACGAGCUGCCAGUUGGCAACUCAUCCUCAUAUGGCUCAAACUACCCCGUCUACUACGUCGUGGCAGACUCACCCCUAGAAUUUGGCAAGGAAAAAGGCCGUCCCAUUGUCAUCGGCAACAGCAGCGUUCCCAACGCCAGUCCAUACGUCGUCUGGAGUCCGGUCGGCGGUCCUAACGGAACUAUUGUUGUGUCGGACGCGGAUCGCAGACAGGUGUAUACGAACACGCAUGGCGGCGCGCUAGAUAAGUGGGAGGCGCAUAUUACUCCUGCUGGUGCGGUGUACUCGCGUGCGAUUCAAAUUUUCAAGACGAGGCCAGAUCAUCUCAUGAUUUAUGGGGGCGAGACGUAUGAUGAUGUUGCUUUGGGAUUGCUUACACCGUUUUCGGCGACGGUGGUUAGACUGCAGGAUGUGCUCAAGGCUCCUGCUAAGUACACCGAUAACAAAGUGAAGAAAGGACGGGGCCGGCCUCCUGGUAGUCGCAAUUCCAAAGGUGUUUCCAAGCCUGCGCCAAAACCAGUAGCAAAACCAAUAGCAAAGCCUACAACAAAAAAACCUAAGCCUAGAAGGAAAGAAAUACAAGAGGAAACUGAAGAUGAGCUUUCCUUGGCCGACGCGGCCCCUUCGCAAGCCUCGAAGCCUCGCAAGCGCAAAGCCGACGCAAUCGCCGAAGCUGAACCCAAGUCGAGGAAGCAAUACGCGCAGUUGGAGGUGCGGACGAAGAAAAUACCGCAGGAGCAAAUAGAUACGUGGCCACAGCGGGAUGAGCGCAGGAUCAUGGCCGCACACAAUGCGCUCAACCCACUGGUGCGGCGACUGUCACGCCAGUUGGCAGCAUCACGGAUACCUCCUCAGGCUAAAGAUAUCCAUUUCAAUAUCGAUAAGCUGACGGAGCGCAAUGCCCAAGUCUCGCGACAAGUCACAACAGCCCGACACGCAAAGCAGCUGCUUAGCGAACAGGUCAAUGUUGCUCAACACCUCCUCAAGAAGGAAGAGGAGAACCUAGAGGAGCUGAAGAAGAAUGCGAAGAAGUGGAGGACGGAAUGGAAACACCAGAAGAAGCAUGGACGCCUCCACCCCCUACUCGACGACGACGGCGACGAAGCCAACAUGGAUGGAGACGGACCUGACGAUAUUGGGCUCAAGUCCUCAGAGCCAGUAGACGCUUCACGCCUCGAUGCGGCCGAUAAUCAUCUUGCACCCGUGCUCGAGCAAUUGCGGCGCAGCCUUGAAAACAUGCAGGGUAAUCAUGCGCAGGUAGAGGGUCUGGAUACUGCAAUGGGAGCAGCGCGGGCUGCGCUGGACGAUAUGUUGUUUCGACACGCCAAUGCCGCACAGUAUGCGGGCUUUUGAACUAUCGAUAUGCGACGGCGCAGGGGCUUCGGGAUCUAAGCAUGUAUGGCGUUUUUGCGUACCGGCACUGGUUCAGAGUGCUGGAGCGAGCUCUGUACGAGCUGGUCGGACUACGGACAAGCAGUACAGAGGCUAUCCGUUUCCCAUGUCAUUCCCGCCUAGUUUUAGAAAGUGAGCAUCCGACAGAAUGGUCAUCGGAACACGUGCAUGCAGAAACUUUGGCGGC
Messenger RNA from Pyrenophora tritici-repentis Pt-1C-BFP, 2296 nucleotides. The record is from RefSeq and is a predicted model, not a curated record. Lineage: Eukaryota; Fungi; Ascomycota; Dothideomycetes; Pleosporales; Pleosporaceae.